AUGCCAAUGUGCGACCGACUGCGGCCAAGAAUACUAACUCUCACAGACGACCAGGGGACACGGUCCGAACUUCGCAGGCAGCUGGCUGACAUGUUCCAGGAGGCAGAUGCGCACAGCACCGCGCUACUAAAUGUGAUCGUGAGACUGAUGCCGGAGGAGCUACAGCAGCACUUGCAGCUGAUCGGCGAGGGCGACGGGGGCGUGCCCGACGGGUACAUGGACACGCUCCCGCGCGUGCCCAAAAAGCGGCUGGCUGAGGGCGACAACUGCGCGAUCUGCUGCUGCGGGUACCUGGAGGACGAGUACCCACUGGUGGUGGAGCUGCCCAACUGUGGGCACACAUUCGAUCUGCAGUGCGUGUCGGUGUGGCUGUCGCGCAGCACUACGUGCCCGAUGUGCCGGAGCGACGUGCUGGUGCGCAAGCCGGAGAUCGACGGCUCCGCGGCGGAGCUGGAGGAGGACUGGGGGAUGUACGGCUAG
This is a messenger RNA of Eremothecium gossypii ATCC 10895, 480 nucleotides long. RefSeq lists its product as uncharacterized. The record is from RefSeq and is marked provisional. The transcript has a single exon. The coding region runs from base 1 to 480 and encodes 159 amino acids. NCBI's taxonomy places the organism in Eukaryota, Fungi, Ascomycota, Saccharomycetes, Saccharomycetales, Saccharomycetaceae.